UGUCAAAAAAUUAUUACGAUGUUUUUUGUGUGGUUUUUUGCAAUUUCGUUGUUGAUAGAAAUUAAUAUUUAAUAAUUAAUUGUAUUUAGUUAGUUAUUUGCGAAGUGCAAUUCUAAUAAAACGAUAUACCUUAAGCCCAGAAAAUCUUUGAAUCUGUUCUAUUACAUCUAGGAUAACAAAAUGGAUUACCGGCGUAAAAGUAGCCGUAACGACGAACCAGCCCACGACACUCCAUUACAUUCUAGGCUGUUCAUUGUAACUGAAAAAGGGGUGACUGAGACCGAUCUACGGGAUGCUUUUUCACGAUUUGGUCAUAUAGAAGACAUAAAAAUACCACGAGACCACCAUACAGGAGAGUCCAAAGGUGUAGCUUAUAUAAAAUACUUUAAAACCUCUGAUGCAGCUGCAGCUAUUGAGGGUAUGAAUUUUAAAUCACUCCCGAACGUUAAUCGUCCAAUAAAAGUAAUGGUUGCUGCAAAUCGCUCAGAAAUUCAAUCAGAGGACCACAAUGAAGACAAAUUUAAGCGAAUAUUUAUUGCUGUUCCAAACUCUAUGAAUGAAGAAGAGUUAAAAAAUGUAUUUUCAGAAUAUGGCCCUGUGGAAUAUGUACGGAUGCAAAAGGAUAAAAACGGCGAGUCAAAAGGAUUUGCCUAUGUGAAAUUCAAAUUAUUUUCAGAGGCCGCUAGAGCUAUUGAAGAGUGUGCACCAAAAUACAGGGCCAUUUUUGCGCAGCCGAAAAGUCAAAGACGUCCUGGUCCUGAAACAUAUUUUGAAAGUAACAUUGGUCAACUGACUGCUUCCACAAUGAAUAUGACGAAUUCUCUUAUGUCCGCAAUGAAUACUCAGCCUGACGGCUAUACCUGUGUCAAUUUCAUGUGUAAUCCUAAUAUCAGCCAAAACCAAAUCAGAAAAAUAUUUGACAUUGUACCAGGAAUGACUAGUUGCCAAUUAUUUUUUGACUUAGUUAAUAAUUGUAGCAAGGGUAAUGUCGCAUAUUCAAAUCCUGUCUCAGCUGCAUAUGCUGUGAAGAAACUACAUAAUUUUGAAUAUCCUCCAGGAUGUAGAAUAUUUGUAAAACCAAAUUACAAUAAAUUUCCACCCGUUGAAAAAGGUUCCGAAAGCAUCUCAAAUGCAUUUACGAACUUGAAAAAUGCUAUCUCAUCACAAGCAAAUUCGUCUUCCCCUGACUUGGUUCAAUUAGCUGCAGCAAUAGCAGAAGCGUCUAAAUUAAUUAAAAAGGCCGCUGCCGGUGUGACUGACGAUGAAAUACCUGACGGCAACGAUUUAAACUAUUGCAGUGUGUCGCUGCCACCACGACAACCUCUAGCAGACAUUGACAGUACGGUUGCUAAGAGGUGCUUUUUGGUGUGCAAACCUCAGCCUCCUCCGCUCCCUGUUUUGCGUGACAUUUUUUGCAGGUUCGGUGACCUUAUUAAUGUGUAUACAUUGCCCGGAAAAACUGUUGGUUACGCUAGAUACGCUUCAGCACAAGCUGCAGACAAUGCCAUCAAAACUCUGCACGGAGCUGAGGUUUGUGGUGUUGUUAUGAAGGUAUUAGAGGCAGAAGAAGCUCCCCCUAAGAAAGUGAAAUACGAUCACUGACAAGCUAGAUGACAAGGACGAGACGAAUACAUCUACAGUACUGUUCAAUUAAGACCAAUGUAGUUUUUACUAAUAAACUUUUUUACUAUUA
Ostrinia furnacalis (Asian corn borer) is the source of this 1693-nucleotide messenger RNA. Its product is annotated as RNA-binding protein 45-like. The record is from RefSeq and is a predicted model, not a curated record. The transcript has 2 exons. Bases 181 to 1602 code for a protein of 473 amino acids. Lineage: Eukaryota; Metazoa; Arthropoda; Insecta; Lepidoptera; Crambidae. Gene Ontology annotation, molecular function: RNA binding.